AUGACACACAGUGCACAUCUCUUAUCAGGCAUUGCAUCCCGGGCAUUCCUCCUCGGUAUCCUCUGCGCCAUAUGCUCAACAACUGCAGUUUUGCUAGGUAUUCAGGACUGUCAAUGGUGGAGACUACCAAACUCUUCAAGUAUAGAUAUCGAGAGCUUCCUUCUGUCGACUCAUGCCUACAUGUUCGCACAUCUCUGCGCGCUUUCGGAAAUUCACGCUCGAUUCAUCAUACCGCACACGAUUGUUGGAGGCGCUCUUAUGACCAUCUUGGGUCAGGUCAUACGUACAUCUGCUAUGAUGCAGGCUGGACCUAGCUUCAACCACCAGAUUGAGAGUCGAGGUAGAGAAGAUCACGAACUGAUCACUACUGGUCUAUAUUCCUGGUCACGUCAUCCCAGCUAUAUUGGCUUGUAUCUUCUUUUUGUUGGCACGCAAUUCAUGGUUGGGAACAAGUUUGCAGCGUUGUUUCUUGCGUAUGUUCUUUGGAAUCUUCCUUCCGUCGAAGAAGACUGUUUGGUAAAUAUCUUUGGACUUGAAUAUCAUGCAUACACAAAGCAGGUUUCCGGUUGUCCUUUCGUCUAG
This is a messenger RNA of Aureobasidium melanogenum CBS 110374, 582 nucleotides long. Its product is annotated as ICMT-domain-containing protein. Bases 1 to 582 code for a protein of 193 amino acids. The record is from RefSeq and is a predicted model, not a curated record. Gene Ontology annotation, molecular function: protein C-terminal S-isoprenylcysteine carboxyl O-methyltransferase activity. Gene Ontology annotation, biological process: C-terminal protein methylation. Gene Ontology annotation, cellular component: endoplasmic reticulum; membrane. The transcript is spliced from 4 exons. Lineage: Eukaryota; Fungi; Ascomycota; Dothideomycetes; Dothideales; Saccotheciaceae.